AUGAAUUUGGGGAAAAUAUCGUCUCCCAGUGAUGUGGUGAGAUGUUGUGAUUGUGGAUGCGAUUGCUCUCUGAAUAACACAUCCAUGGGUUCGUGGAUUCGGUCUGUGAAGAGAAAAUACGAGGAAUUUGAGAACGAGCCACGAUUCCACAUACCUGAGCUGGAUCUAGACCUGUCUUCCAAUGCGAAAGUUCAAAUCGAGAACGAGUGUGAGCUGCUGCGUGAAACCGUUAGCAGCCAACAGGAAUCGAUUCAGGAUUUGUAUGCAGAGCUUGACGAGGAGCGGAAUGCUGCAUCGACCGCUGCGAAUGAGGCAAUGUCUAUGAUACUGAGGUUGCAGAGGGAGAAGGCAGAGAUUCAGAUGGAGCUGAGACAGUUUAAGCGGUUUGCUGAGGAGAGAAUGGAGCAUGAUCAGCAAGAGCUUUUGGAUCUUGAAGAUUUGAUGUAUAAGAGGGAGCAGACGAUUCAGGCUCUGACAUGUGAAGCUCAGGCUUAUAAGCAUAGAAUGAUGAGUUUUGGGGUUAAUGAGGCUGAGGUUGAUGCGGAGAGGAACAUGCAUAGCCGUAACACGAGCAUGGUUGAAAAUGAUUUUCAAUAUGACCUCCCUACUUAUGAUUACCCUCCUCUUAAGUGCAGUGUGAAUGAGAACACGGAUCCUCUGGAGGCUGAUGUUGAUGUUGACGAUGAUGUUGAAAAGUACCCACUGACGACUGAUUCGCCUCAUGGCCGAGAAAAGUUGAAGACUUUGGAACGGAGGAUAAGUCGGAUGGAGAGGAUUCCUAGCUUUACUCCUUCUCAUGGUGAUGUCUCCGGAGGGAGAACUUAUUUGGAGAAGGUGGUGGUUGGGGACAGUCCUAGGCGUCAGAGACAUUUCAGGAGAGUUUCCACUGGUAGUUCGAGUUCACUGAGGCCUGAUUUUUCCAAUGAUUCACCGAGGUCCUACAAUGGCAGCGUCAAGAAAAUGGAAGAUGCCUCAUCAUAUGCAGAGGGUAAUUCGUUUGCAAAGGGUAAAGGUGACUACUCUUCAGAAGAGUUUGGAGAUAAUGACAUGAAUGAUAGAGUUUAUACGAUUGAUUCUGUCCAUCACGGUGUAUCUCACAGUGGUGCUGCUGAGCAGAAAUUUAGAGAGGAUGAGACUGGUGAUGGCUAUGGUGGGAAAUUGAAUCAACCGGAUCUUGGUGAUCCUGAUAUAGUGAAACUAUACAUGAGGCUUCAAGCACUAGAGGCUGACAGGGAAUCAAUGAGACAGGCGAUUGUGUCGAUGAGGACUGAGAAAGCUCAAAUGGUUCUUUUGAAAGAGAUUGCCCAACAUCUAUCAAAGGAUGUUAUCACAGAGAGGAGAUUGCCUCUAAGGAAAACAUCUGUUGUUGGAGCAUUCAGUUUCAUAUCUAUCUUUAAGUGGAUCACAUCAGUUGUUUUCUGGAGAAAGAAAGCUCGUCGAAGCAAGUACAUGAACGGGAUGCAAGGGAGCAACAUGGGCUUGCAAAUGCUUCUAGAGAAGACUCCUCGGAUACGGCAAUGGAGAUGUCUCUCAAACACGCAAGUGUGA
Messenger RNA from Microthlaspi erraticum, 1548 nucleotides. NCBI's taxonomy places the organism in Eukaryota, Viridiplantae, Streptophyta, Magnoliopsida, Brassicales, Brassicaceae. The record is from the annotation of a GenBank genome assembly.